AGUCACGAGUUGAUUGGUUUAUCUUAUAUUCAAUAACAUGUAUUUCCAUGUAUUUCCAUCGGAAACAAUACGCCUAUUGUUCCAUGACGCUGUCAGUACCGCGCUUUCGUUGCGAGUGUGGCCGCGUUAGGUAUCUGUUGUCUUAAUUUUCUCGUUUAUAUAUCCUUUAUUACAUUCUUUGCAUCACGGCACUGUCAUGCCAUUAUUUGCGACAUUAAUGACUCGCACAGGUGUUAGUGUACUUUUCUACAUCCAACGAAGAUUAAAAUUGCAACAUACCCGAUAUGUACAAUCGUGACCUAACCUAACGUUUCGUGCAUAAUGUGAUUAAUCAUACCAGAUCUAAUGUUAUUGGACACGGAAUGUCUUACUCGAGGCACACGAGAUAUUGAAAGGACUUAUUAUGAGAAUAUAGAAGUAAUAUUUUCAUACGCAUGUAAUUUUUGACGUUGUCAAUUAUUUACAGUAUACUGUGCCGUCGAGCAAUUUACAAUGUGUACUCAAGGAAGUGAUUCUGAAUGUACAGCAAAUGAUAUCAUGAGAGAAAGGAACUACGAACAUUGCCUCCCUGGCUACCUUACGAGAAUACUUCCCCAUGACCACUUGGACGGUGACGAUGUGGAUAUCACAAUGACUCCUCGCACGUACAAUUGGUUUAUCUUCUGUUCGAUAUGUUCUAUACUUAUGCAUAUUAUAGAUAUGGUAUUUGAUUAUAACAUUGCCAUACAGUAUCUUUUAUAUAAUAAGAUAACAUAUUUCACCUGGACUAUUUGUUUCAUCGUCAUUCCAUCUCUGAUAAAUUGCAUUGUCAGCAAGAGGAUGCAAAAUCAAGAUAAAGAGAUACACACAAGUACAAAUGAUUUAAACGGUACCAAAAUAUCGCAUAUAAUGAUUAAAAAUAAAUAUUGCUUUGUGGUUACUGUUAUCUUCCAAUUAGCACCGGUUUUACAUUAUUAUGAAAGUAUGAAGUAUGCAUUAAAAGCAUACCAAUAUGGGAAAUCUGGUGAUCGUGUCAAUGCAAGUCGAAAUCACUCAAAGAUGCUCACAGAAGUUGAGGAUGUUGCAUUACUAAGAGUGUUUGAAUGUUUUCUGGAGGCUGCACCGCAACAGAUUUUACAGCUAACUAUACUAUUAAAGAGUCAUAAUGAAAUAAAUUUUUAUUUUGUACACCAAGUAGCUACUAUUGUCAGCUCACUUGGAAGUAUGGGUUGGGCAAUGGCCACUUACAAUCGCAGCAUUCGUUUAGCUCAGCAAGAUAAAUCAAAUAUCAGUAAUGUCGGAGUUGCUGUCCAGUUUUUUUGGCAUUUUUUCAUUACAGUGGCAAGAAUUCUGUCGGUCAGUGUCGUCGCAAGCAUUUGGCCUAUUUUUACUAUAAUUUGUUGCAUAAUACAUUGGAUAUGUAUGACAAUAUGGGUCGUGAUCGAUUCCCAUGGAAUGUUGCAAUUCUGUCGGGAUUACAGCCGUUCGCCGCACCUUAAGCCGAAAUUACGAGAAUAUGUGUAUUCCAUACUGUUUGCAACCGUUAUUGGUAUAAUUCAUAUUUUCAUAUAUUUUAACACGGUAGACAGCAAUACAUUCUGGAAGCAUUUAUUUUUCUAUAUACUCUGUUUCUUGGAAAAUAUUGCAUGUAAUGUUGUAUGGGGGUACACUUCUCCUGCAGAAGUUACAUGUGCCUGGUACUUCAAGGUAUGUCUUGCUUUCUGUACUUUGUCCUUUUUCUUGGGAAUUGCAGCAAUGAUUAUUUAUUAUACUAUAUUCCAUCCUUCAAAGAAACAACAUUCGGCAGUAUCACAAAUAACAUAAACUUAGGACAUUUGUGUGUCUCUCUUUUUGUAAACCAAGUGAAAACUGAAACAAUUUAUAUCUUUACAUUUGGCACUAUAAAUUCCUUUCCAAGAAAAAACGAUCUAAAAUAUUAAUAUCAUGAAAAAAAGGUGACUAAAAGUAUCAGUAUGGGUAUUUCUCUUUGAUAUUUCACUUAUUUUCAUAUACUUACUAUGUGUAUAUAAUAUGUGUAUAUAAUAUUUUUACACACGUAAAUACAAGUUAAAAAUAUAAGUUACAAAUUUAAUCGGAAUCAUUUCUAUUUUAGCAUUAAGAAUAUUGUUUUGAUUUCAUCAUCACAUUUUUUCUGGAUUGUCAGUAUUACUAUAGUUUGUCGUACUUAGUUAUUAUAAUUAUAACAUAUUCUCUAUAGUUAUAUAUAUAUUUAUAAUUCAUUCAAAAACAAAUGUCCUUUACCUUAUUAAUUGCAUUAAAUUUUAAAUCUUUCAUAUUUCAAGUAAUUAUAGGUAUUCGAGGAAAGAACAUGGAAAAGAAAAAUUGCAGAAAAUAAUAUAAAGUACCCAAAUAAGGUAAACCAUAAUUCCUUAUCAUUUUCACAAUAUAAUGUCAGUUAAUCUAAUGAAGAUAGAAAUUGAUUUAAUCUUUCAGGCUUAUGAUAUGAUUUUUUAACAAGACGAUAAAAUAAGUUUGUACAUAUUUAUAUAUAUUUCUUGCCAAACUGAUAUUACGUUUACUUGUAUUUUUAUUGUUUCAAUUAUUACGGUUUUGCAAAAACCGACGAAUAUAUUGUACAUGAAGUAAAUAAGUGUAUCGCAAUUGAUUCAUAAAGGCCAAAUCAUACUAUAACUUUGUAAGUGCAUCUUUUACUUUUACAUUUCAAUUAUAAAAGAAUAACUCUCAGGGAAAGAAGUAUUUAUAUAGAAUACAUAAACUUAAGGUAUUAUUGAAUUUUUCUAAUCAUCAAAUUGUAUAUGUGUAUGUAUAUAUAUAUAUGUAUAUAUAUAUAUCAUGUACAAAUCUGUAUUUUUACAACUUCUAGUCGCAAUAAUCAUUUUACUACUUUUAUAUUUGUAUAUUUUGUAAAACUUUGUAUCUUUCUUGUAACAUAUAUUGUGUUAUAAAAUAAAUACAUAUUACA
Molecule: messenger RNA, 2923 nt
Organism: Dinoponera quadriceps
Lineage: Eukaryota; Metazoa; Arthropoda; Insecta; Hymenoptera; Formicidae
Product: XK-related protein 6-like
Exons: 5
Coding region: 493-1803 (436 amino acids)
Biological process (GO): phosphatidylserine exposure on apoptotic cell surface; apoptotic process involved in development; engulfment of apoptotic cell
Cellular component (GO): plasma membrane
Source: RefSeq, a predicted model, not a curated record